UCACCCUUUUCCUGCGCACCCCGGCUGGAGGCGCUCUCCGCGUCCCUGGGGCCCCCGCCGGAGGACAGGACGGGAGGCGGGGCCGGGGCGGGCGGGCUACACGACCGCGGCCAUCCACCCCAGGGUGGCGGGAAGAGACGAGCAUGGAGCCCGAGGACGUGCCCAGAGCAGCAGCAUGCUUUUACCCCGUGGAUAUUUUGGAAGAUAACCCCGAGGUUGCUCAGGAAUCAGCUGUGGCCUACUAUUCUACAUUUGGGGAACAGGCUGGUACUUCUCCGGAAUAUUAUACUCUUCCUACUGGUGAAAAGGUUAAACUUGAAGAUGACUCUGUUUGCUUCCUUCCUAUGUACCGUGACGAACCUAAACAUAAAAUAUUGGUUUUGGUUAAUCCCCAGGACAGAAAGACAGUCUUGGCCGUUUACUUGAACAAAUCUUGGUGGUCCAUAGAAGAGAUCUUGAAAACAUCUGAUUCUUCCAGAGAAGGUCUAAUACAGGUCCAGUCUUUUGGGGAAAGGAUUGUGCUUUUUGUUCUUAACUACAUUAUUUUUGGAAGAUUGGAGAGAAAUUUGGAUGACGACAUGUUUUUUUUACCUCAUUCUGCUAAGGAGCACGCAAAAAUUCUGUGGAGGAAUGGAGCUGCCGUUGCUUUUUAUACCAUCAAGAUGAAAGGUAGCCUGUGCGGCAGGAGCACCAGUGAGUGCUACAUGCUGCCUGUGUUGGACACCGCAUUUGUCAGGAGAAAACACCGUAGAGAAGGUCUUGGGAUGAAAAUGCUGCAUGACUUUUGUCAGACUUUUGAGACUGAAGAUGCCUUAGGGAUCAGCUGCCCUAUUUCUACCCCUAUGUUUCAAGUUUGUCGAAAAUUCUUACUGACCUAUCCAGAGGAGCAGGAGAGGCUGUGGGAGGUGGAGGCUCCAGGAGACUGGGGUCAGAGGGUGAACAUUUGGCUAAAGAUUCAACUUGAACCAAGCCUUUCCUAUAGGAAAGUGACUCGGGCAACUUCCAAAGAGGCAGAGCACUGCUACAGAGAGAGUUCAGAUGAUGAACCCAGACCAUCAGAUAAUGGAGAAAUGAAUAAGGAUAGUCAUAGUACAGAAGCAACCGCAAAAAUAAAGGAUGAUAAAGAUUAUAAAAUGAUAGAAGAUGAAUUCACUCCACAGUCUCCUGGUAAAGAAAGCUUGAAUCAAGAGACCCAUGACAUUCAGUGGAAUGCCAAGAGAAGAUCAGACAGAACAGAUAUAGUUGAGAAUAAGCCUGCUAAACAGGUCAGGCCCAGUUUUUGACUUCCUUAUUCUUGAUGGGAAGUACCCUACCCUGGACUGGAAGUUGGAGACCUGGAUUCCAGUCCCAGCAUCGUCACUAGGUUAUAGUGUGACUAUAAACGAGUCACUUAAUUUUUCUGUGUCAGUUUUCUUAUUUAUAAAAUUUGUCCUACCUACCUCACAAAACUGUUUUGGGGAUCAAAUGAAUAACAUGUGAAAGUGCUUUAAAAAUUAUAAAGCAAUUUGUACCAAUGCAGGGAAUAAUACAGAAAGUUUAUUAUUCCAUUUAUCAAGAUGCUGUUACUAUUUUCUUCAGAUCUUUAAGUUUCUUCAUCUUAGGAUGUUUU
Molecule: messenger RNA, 1609 nt
Organism: Dromiciops gliroides (monito del monte)
Lineage: Eukaryota; Metazoa; Chordata; Mammalia; Microbiotheria; Microbiotheriidae
Product: protein FAM169B-like
Source: RefSeq, a predicted model, not a curated record